AAGUUGCAUUCUUGGAUUUGUCACAAUUUUAUUACCCUUGUUGUCAUUUUCCUCUCAAUAAUUAAUUAAAAUUUGGUUGCUUCCCACUCCACACCACAAACCAAACCAAAAUUGCCUCUUUCUUCCCACCAUUCAUUCACUCAUUCAUCUCUCGAGUGUCAUGUCACCCAACAUCUAGUCGCCAUUACACCACUCGACGGACCUCAUGGCGGGAACCGCCCAUUUACUCAUCCUCACGCCGCACUCCGCCACCACGUCCUCAUUCCCCCGUCGAAGUCCUCAAUUUCUCCCUUCCCGCCGUCAUCUUCACUCACCUGUCAAAUCCCUCACUCCACGCCCUGGGGUUUGUAUCCCAUCUCCCUUCAGAGCAUCUGCUCAAUCCCAUCAGAUGGAUGGUAGUGAUAGUGGAAGCAAAGAGACAAAAACACCGAGUUGGGUGGAACCCAUUUCGAGAUUCGCUAGGGGCAAUGUUUUACCCUUAGCUCUGAUUUCUGCGGUGACGUUAGGAUUAACAUAUCCUAGUCUUGGUUGCGCGGUUGACAAAUAUCAUGUGUCGAAAAUUGGGCCGUUUGGAAUUUUUGUUAUCUCAGGGUUGGUGUUGCGAAGUGAAGAAAUUGGUGCAGCUGUAGAAGCAUGGCCUGUUGGACUCUUUGGGCUAGUAUCUAUUUUAUUUCUUACACCAUACUUUUCCCGGAUAAUAUUGCAAGUUCAGCUCCAACCCCAAGAAUUUAUUACAGGGUUAGCCAUAUUUUGCUGUAUGCCAACUACAUUAUCAAGUGGUGUUGCACUUUCCCAACUUGCUGGGGCAAAUUCUGCACUAGCUCUUGCAAUGACUGUAAUAUCUAAUUUGUUAGGAAUAUUAAUCGUUCCAUUUUCCAUCACAAAAUUUGUAGCUAGUGGAGUUGGAGUGGCUUUACCCACCAAGCAGUUAUUUAAAAGUCUUGUUCUUACCAUAUUAUUCCCCCUUAUUUUGGGAAAGGUUCUUCGUGAAUCUUUUAAAGGUGUCGCUGACUUUGUUGACAGAAACCGUAAGCUUUUCUCAGGGAUCAGUGCAUUUUUCCUUAGCCUGGUACCUUGGACACAAGUGAGCAAGUCAAGGCCACUGUUGUUAAUCGUGAAGCCCAAAGUUUUUCUUGUAGCCAUUGGACUCGGACUACUUCUUCAUUUGACCUUAUUGGUAUUCAACAGCAUUGCUGUCCAGAGUCUUUCAAUUAUCUCUGGUGGUGAAAAAUCAACUUUUUCCCGCAAAGAAAAUGCCAACGCGCUCAUAUUAGUCGCAAGCCAGAAAACAUUACCAGUAAUGGUAGCAGUUAUCGAGCCACUUUGUGGUGCAUUUGGAGAAUCCGGGUUACUGGUUCUUCCUUGUAUUGCAACACAUCUAAUCCAGAUUAUUGUGGACUCUUUUCUCGUCAACUUCAUGCGCCGCAAAAACAAUGUUAAGAUGGCUUAAGGAGAGGAAAUUUUAUUCAUUCUGGCAAUCCGUCCCAGCAUAUUGUUUCCAACCUUUAGUUUCCUUUUUACUACAGCUCACUUACAGGAUUUGUAUUUAUAUCUCUAUCUUUAUACCAAGGUAGUGGACGUUCAAACA
Molecule: messenger RNA, 1588 nt
Organism: Vicia villosa (hairy vetch)
Lineage: Eukaryota; Viridiplantae; Streptophyta; Magnoliopsida; Fabales; Fabaceae
Product: probable sodium/metabolite cotransporter BASS4, chloroplastic
Exons: 14
Coding region: 206-1450 (414 amino acids)
Cellular component (GO): chloroplast envelope
Source: RefSeq, a predicted model, not a curated record